Molecule: messenger RNA, 1134 nt
Organism: Trifolium pratense (red clover)
Lineage: Eukaryota; Viridiplantae; Streptophyta; Magnoliopsida; Fabales; Fabaceae
Product: putative F-box protein PP2-B12
Exons: 3
Coding region: 73-882 (269 amino acids)
Molecular function (GO): protein binding
Source: RefSeq, a predicted model, not a curated record
UUGGAUGAAGUACAUUAUAAAGUACGCUGAUUUAGCAUUCCUUGUUCGUCGUCACUACUUUACAUAACCAAUAUGGCGGAGAUCCAGGACUUGCCAGAAGGCUGCAUCGCCGACAUACUCUCUCGUACAACCCCUCUUGACGCCUGUAGAUUCUCCCUCAUUUCCAAGACUUUCCGUUCUGCCGCCGAUUCCGAUGCUGUAUGGAAUCGCUUUCUCCCUUCCGAUUCCAAUUUCAUCGACUCUAUCAUCUCACAGUCUCCUUCCCUUGCCAACAUUCCUACCAAAAAGGCUCUCUAUCUAGCUCUCUCGGAUCGCCCUAUCAUCAUCGACAGUGGUAAAAAGAGUUUUCAAUUGGAUAGAAAGAGUGGAAAAAAGUGUUACAUGCUUGCUGCUAGAUCUCUCUCCAUUGUUUGGGGUGAUACUGACCAAUAUUGGACCUGGAUUCCUUUGCCUGAUUCCAGGUUCCCUGAAGUUGCUCAGCUUUGUGAUGUGUGUUGGCUUGAAAUUCAUGGUAUGAUAAACACCACUCUCUUGUCUCCAAAUACUCAAUAUGCAGCUUAUGCCGUGUUCAAGAUGAUUGAGCCCUGGGGAUUUCAGAAUCGUCCUGUGGAGUUAUCAGUUAGUGUCGAAGGUGGCCAUAGUAGUACUACAAAUGUAUGUUUGGAUCCAAUUGUUGAAGGUACGCCCCACCCCAGAGUAGUAGGAUUGCAGAGUCCUAGUGUGAGAACCGAUGGGUGGUUGGAGAUUGAGAUGGGGGAGUUCUUCAAUUCAGGCAUAGAAAAUGAAGAAGUCCAUAUGAAUUUUAUGGAGAUAAAGGGUGGUAAUUGGAAGAGAGGUCUCUUUCUUGAAGGCAUAGAAGUGAGGCCUAAGGAAGACAACUAAGCAACAUUCACUAAACUAUUGAAGGGUUCUUGCGUCUCGGCAGAACAAUGUUUGAAGAUAUGAAGUCCCAACUUUUCAAUAUACUAUAUAUUAUUGUUCAAAACUGUUUCUUCGUAAAGUAUAUUAUAUACCCAAGUUAUAUUGCUGGUCAUGAUUCAGUAUACUGGUAUAUCUGUUGUGGAUGGAUAUCAGCCACCUUUUGUGUUUAUUGCUCCAACUAUAUAUAAUAUAUAUUGUAAUAUUGUGAUCCAA